Molecule: messenger RNA, 510 nt
Organism: Cylindrotheca closterium
Lineage: Eukaryota; Bacillariophyta; Bacillariophyceae; Bacillariales; Bacillariaceae
Source: the annotation of a GenBank genome assembly
AUGAAGGCAUCCUCGUCAAAGACAAAAAAGUUGGGCGUGUCAAAGAUGAAAACGACCUCUGUGGCAAAAAAGGCUGUAAAGAAACGAGUGGAAAUUGACCUUGAACAGCCUAAAGACAGGGAUCCCAUCGAUUCCAAGCUGAUUUCUGAGACUCAGACUGAAGAGAAGCUUGCUACUGAUGACACUGACGUGCAGAUUAGGGUUAUCGCCGCACGCAAAGCUCGUCGCAGAGCCCAUUACAAUAGUAUUGUCCCAAACUUGCCGGCGUGGUGGAUGCAGAACUUAUAUUUGGGAGAUGUUGUUGACGAAGCAUUGGAACGCCAUGACCACAUCCAUCCGGGUAAUACGCUGUUCAUGGCGUGGGAAGAGCAUUUCCCUGGCUCUUGGAACCCACCUUGCCUCCGGUACGACAAUCCAUUUUACGACAACACAGGGAUAACAUCUUGUGAAGAUCGUUUUGCUCGCAUUUUCAAAUUGGUCAAUUCGGAUAACAAUCAAUUGACCAAUUGA